AUGGCGCAUGCUGAAGCGUACGGUCCAAAUCUGCCAACAUUUGCAGAUUUGAAGAACCAUCUGCGCAAGGAGCCGCUUUACUUCCAGGUAUUGGAAGGAUAUCUGCGAAAUACGGCCAAACUGAUUGAGGAUUUGAGGGCGAAGUUGGACAAUGAAACGAAUGAAGUUCCAACGGCAGACUUGAGAAUCCGCCCAAGUACUCCGCCAUCUCGGGAACAGAUAGAAACGUUCCAUCAAUCUGUGGAAAUCCAGUGCGAUCUGGAGCGGGAAGCGGAAAAUGAGGACCAGAUCGCCCUCCACCUUCUCGAACAACAACAACAAGCUUUAGAGCAAGAGGAAGAACCAGUGCUGGCACUGGUAGACGCUCAUGAGAGCUGUGAGGAGGUGGAGGAGAUGGCGGAGGAGAGGCAAGUAUCGCACGAUGAGGAAGGUUACGAUGCGGUACCAAGAACGUCUGCGGAAAUUCCAGAACGCAGUGAAGCGGAAGGCAUUUGCGAAAUAGCACUGCGUUCACGGACGAUACGGAUUCCACAACGUGAGGCAAAGCCAGUAGUGCCGGAAGCCUUUCAUGCGCCGGCAGUGCAAGGUUUACCGGCGCGGUACCAACAACUGCUGUGCAUUGAAAAGCUUUAUGUGAAUGAUUUGAACGAGUCUAGUACGAAUUUAUUUUCAGAGUGUGGAAUUUGUCCGAAGGAAUUCGGAACUUUGAAGGGAUGGCGAAUUCACGCCAGCAAGGUGCACAAAAAAAAUGGCUUCUGUCAAAAAUGCGGCCAUUUCGUCGAUAUGCCGCAUGUUCGCUCUGAUGACGAAAUUACAGCCAUGAUGGAGCUACAUGCUUUGGAAUGGUGCCCUAGGGCCACGAAGGCUGUUAUGAAUGACAGAGCUAUUAAACGACGAAGACUUGAGUUGGUGGGUAGAAACGAAGAGGCCGAGCACUACUAUAUUCCUAGUAAGUAA
Molecule: messenger RNA, 957 nt
Organism: Brugia malayi
Lineage: Eukaryota; Metazoa; Nematoda; Chromadorea; Rhabditida; Onchocercidae
Exons: 5
Coding region: 1-957 (318 amino acids)
Source: RefSeq, a predicted model, not a curated record